This is a messenger RNA of Penicillium chermesinum, 1611 nucleotides long. RefSeq names its product Yippee-like protein. The coding region runs from base 1 to 1611 and encodes 536 amino acids. Gene Ontology annotation, molecular function: oxidoreductase activity; zinc ion binding. The record is from RefSeq and is a predicted model, not a curated record. NCBI's taxonomy places the organism in Eukaryota, Fungi, Ascomycota, Eurotiomycetes, Eurotiales, Aspergillaceae. The transcript has 8 exons.
AUGGGACUCACCUACAACGUCUACUUGACCUCCAGCAAGAUAUUUGGCUGCAAGGGUUGCAAAACACAUCUUGCGGACUACAAUGACAUCAUCAGUCGCAAUUUCCGUGGCCAACAUGGCAAGGCCUAUCUUUUCAAUACUGUCGUCAACAUCACACAAGGUGAGCCGGUCGAGCGCAGUAUGACAACUGGUCGCCACAUCGUUCGAGACAUCAUCUGCCGACAAUGCCGAGUAACGGUGGGGUGGAAGUACGACAAAGCAUACGAAGCCAGCGAGAAAUACAAGGAGGGCAAAUUUAUCCUUGAAGAAGAGCUCCUCUGCAUACUGACAGACCCACCACACAGAAAGCCGCGCAAAGCCGCGCAAAAUCUGCGAUUGAUCUCCUUAAUCAAACCAGCCAGAAACCUGCGUGGAUCUUCGGCUCUUCGAUUCUCACCGCGGCUAACCCCGAAGAUCCUUCAGUGCCAGGAUCUGCAGGUGUCAAAAUUUUCAGCCCUACAGGAUCCAGCCAGUCCAAUGGCAACUUCAACUACCGGAACGAUGCAGGCUGUGAUCUUCCAUGAGCCCUACAAGGUCGCUGUAGAGCAACGGCCCAUUCCCCAAGUGCAGGAUCCGGAAGAUGUGGUGAUCAAGGUGGGAUAUACCGCACUUUGUGGGAGUGACCUGCAUACAUACCGGGGUAUUGAGCCUGCCUCUCCGGGCUUCAUUAUGGGCCACGAGUUUAUGGGAGAGAUUGUCGAGGUCGGCAGUGCCGUUAAGUCUUUCAGCAUAGGGGACCGUAUCGUCAGUGCCUUCACCACUUCGUGCGGCCGCUGCUUCUACUGUCAACAAGGUUUCUCCUCACGCUGUGAGAAGAAUACUCUUUUCGGCUGUGAAGUGCUGAACGGUGGCCAGGCAGAAUAUGUGCGGAUUCCGCAUGCCGAAGGUUCGGCUAUGAAAGCACCAGAGGGUGUUGACGAUAAAUACCUUGUUCUCAUGGGCGACAUCUUCCCUACCGGGUGGUUCGCUGCAAACAAUGCAUUCAAAAGCUCCACGCCUGAGCAAAUAUCUGAGCAGACCGUUGUCGUGAUCGGCUGCGGUCCCGUCGGCCUCUGCGCGGUCAUCAAUGCACUCGAGUACAAGCCCAAGCAUCUCUUGGCAGUGGACUCCGUGCCCUCGCGACUCGAGCUUGCCAAGUCGCUUGGUGCCGAGCCCUGGAACUUCCUGACCGACCGUGAAGGGUUAGACAGCCGUGUCAAGGAGCUCACUGGAGGCCGUGGAGCAGACGCCGUCAUUGAGGUUGUGGGUUUGAGCCCUGCAUUGCGUAUUGGGUUCGAGCUGCUACGACCCUGGGGCACAAUUAGCAGCGUGGGAGUUCAUAAUGCGGAGGCGGCGUUGGAUAAUAGAUUCCCUGGACGGGCAAUGACGCAUACAACAAGAAUCUCACUGUCCAAAUGGGUCGAUGCCCUGUUCGAUCGGUUGCCCCCCCAGGCACUCGCAGUAUUGAAGAAGAAUCAGCAUAGGCUUGGAUUCAUGGCGGAGAAGGUGAUGCCGCUGUCGCAGGCCGCGGAGGCAUACGACUUGUUUAAUACCAUGAAGGUGCAGAAGGUGAUCUUCUUGCCGGAUCAGUAA